CUUUUCAUGAUAAGAGUUUUCUAUAAAAUCGAACGGUAAUUGCAAAUCAGUAUCAGUUUCACCUAGAUCUUGUUAACAUUUACAUUAAAAAAAACAACGAAAAUCGAAUCGAACAAUGAACAAGCUAAGUUUCGUUUUCUUGAUCUGUGCAAUUGCAAUGAUCUCUGCCGAUCGUCCUGACUGGUAUCCCGAGGAUGAAGCUGCCGUCGAAGCCAAAUGUCGCGAGGAGAAUAACGUAAGUGCUGAAACUGUUACCAAGACAUGGGCCAACGAAGUCGAGGAUACCCCUGAAUUGCGUAAAUUUUUGUUAUGCCUGUCGGAGAACAAACAUUUGUAUCACGCCGAUACUGGGUUUAAGGCCGACCGUCUGCAAUACGUUUUGAAGGAAAAAUCAAAAUUGAAUUGUAAAGAUGACUUUGUUGAAGGAUGUGUAAAUGCAGCCAAGGACGUGAAACCCGAUGAAGCUUUGGUCUUUGAUGUAACAAAAUGUGUUGUUGCUGGAGCCAAGGAGCAUUGCGAGAAUGUUGAAUAAUUUGCUGUCGAAGGAUUUUAAAUAUAAUUGCAAAUCAUGACAGUAAAAAGUGUAAAAAAAAAUUGAAAUAAAAAAUUGUUCUAUCGACAAAAUAUUGUUAACUGCAA
Molecule: messenger RNA, 639 nt
Organism: Musca domestica (house fly)
Lineage: Eukaryota; Metazoa; Arthropoda; Insecta; Diptera; Muscidae
Product: B1 protein
Exons: 2
Coding region: 116-532 (138 amino acids)
Molecular function (GO): odorant binding
Source: RefSeq, a predicted model, not a curated record